GCCCGCACGCCUGGGUCCCCCGGCGCCGCGCCGCCCGGGGGCUGCGACCCGGACCCUCGGCGUCCGACCAACAAUAAGCGCCUAGACAGCCCCCUCCCCGCCCCGCGCCCGCCGUCCCCGCGGGCCUCGGGGAAAGUGAAAGGAGGAGGAGAAGGAAGGAAGGAAGGACGGAAGGAAGGAAGGAAGGGAGGAGGAGCUGGAGCAGGACUCCGAGCCGUGAGGUUCGGGGCCGAGACCCCAGCCCCGAGCCCCGGCCGGAGCGGGUGUGCACCCUCUCCCGCCGCUGCCCGGCGCCCACGACCAUGCUCCGCCGUCGGGAGGCAGGAACCCAGGCUCCCAGCGAUCCCCGGAUACCCUCUCCCGGGCCGGGCUGGUACUGAGAUCAAGGCAUCCAGGAUCAAAAGAUUACCGCCUGCCCGCCCUCUCCGCACGUCCAAGUGGCAAGCAGGAGGACCCCAAUCCACCCUCCGACCCUCACCUGGUCAUGGCUUCCAGCUCCGGCCUGGCGUGAGGACCCCCGACCCGCGCGAGGGAGCCCCCUUCCCAGAUCACACCCUUGAGCCUGAGCCCGACACAUACUUUUCCAGAGUCCGUGCUCCAGUACCGAGUACCUGGCUGGGCCCUGGGCACGCACAGGGGCCGUAGCCCCACUGUGUGUGGGAGCCAUGAGGAUCCUGGCUAACAAGACAAGGUUACCCCACCCCAGGAGGAGAGAAGCUCCAGGGAGCCCGCCGCUGUCUCCCCGCGGCCACUGCCCCCCUGCCCCAGCCAAGCCAAUGCACCCAGAAAAUAAAUUGACCAAUCAUGGCAAGACAGGGAAUGGCGGGGCCCAAUCCCAGCACCAGAAUGUGAACCAAGGACCCACCUGCAACCUGGGCUCGAAGGGCGUGGGGGCGGGGAGCCAUGGGGCCAAAGCCAACCAGAUCUCACCUAGCAACUCAAGUCUGAAGAACCCCCAAGCAGGGGUGCCCUCUUUCAGCUCGCACAAGGGCAAGGUGAAGCGGGAGCGGAGCGUGUCUGUGGACUCUGGAGAGCAGCGGGAGGCUGGGACCCCAUCCCUGGAUUCAGAGGCCAAAGAAGUGGCACCCCGGAGUAAGCGGCGCUGUGUCCUGGAGCGGAAGCAGCCAUACAGUGGGGACGAAUGGUGCUCUGGACCUGACAGUGAAGAGGAUGACAAGCCCAUUGGGGCCACCCACAAUUGUAAUGUAGCAGACCCAGCCAUGGCGGCCCCACAGCUGGGUCCCGGCCAAACUGCCCAACUGCCCCUCAACGAGAGCAGCGCGCCAGGCCCUCCACAUGGCCCCCCACCAGGCCUUCGUCCUGAUGCCCCCGGGGGUGGGGGCGGGGGUGUCCCUGGAAAGCCUCCCUCGCAGUUCGUGUAUGUCUUCACCACACAUCUGGCCAACACGGCUGCAGAGGCGGUGUUGCAGGGCCGGGCAGACUCCAUCCUUGCCUACCACCAGCAGAAUGUGCCCCGGGCCAAGCUUGACCAGGCCCCCAAAGUGCCACCCACCCCAGAACCGCUGCCCUUGAGCACACCGUCAGCAGGUACCCCACAGUCCCAGCCACCUCCACUGCCGCCGCCACCACCCCCAGCCCCUGGCAGUGCCCCACCUGCUCUGCCCCCGGAGGGACCUCCUGAGGACACCAGUCAGGACUUGGCCCCCAACUCGGUGGGAGCUGCCAGCACAGGUGGUGGGACUGGGGGCACCCACCCUAACACCCCGACUGCUGCCACCACAAACAACCCUCUGCCUCCCGGAGGAGACCCCAGCAGUGCCCCUGGCCCCACCCUGCUGGGGGAGGCUGCACCCACCGGCAAUGGGCAGCGCAGCCUGGUGGGCUCCGAGGGCCUGUCCAAAGAGCAGCUAGAGCAUCGGGAGCGUUCCCUGCAGACGCUGAGAGACAUUGAGCGGCUGCUGCUCCGCAGUGGAGAGACUGAGCCCUUCCUCAAGGGGCCCCCAGGAGCAGCCAGUGAGGGGGGCCCACCAGCACAAGCCCCGCCUGCCCCCCAGCAGCCACCCACAGCCCCUCCUAGUGGGCUAAAGAAGUAUGAGGAACCCUUGCAGUCCAUGAUUUCACAGACACAGAGCCUCGGGGGUCCACCACUGGAGCAUGAAGUGCCUGGGCACCCCCCAGGAGGGGACAUGGGCCAGCAGAUGAACAUGAUGAUGCAGAGGCUAGGCCAGGAUAGCCUGACGCCUGAGCAAGUGGCAUGGCGCAAGCUGCAGGAAGAGUACUAUGAGGAGAAGCGGCGGAAAGAGGAGCAGAUUGGACUGCAUGGGGGUCGCCCUCUGCAGGACAUGAUGGGCAUGGGAGGCAUGAUGGUGAGGGGGCCCCCGCCUCCCUACCACAGCAAGCCUGGGGACCAGUGGCCACCUGGAAUGGGCGCACAGCUGCGGGGGCCCAUGGACGUCCAAGAUCCCAUGCAGCUCCGGGGAGGACCUCCCUUCCCUGGUCCCCGUUUCCCAGGCAACCAGAUGCAACGGGUGCCUGGGUUUGGGGGCAUGCAGAGUAUGCCCAUGGAGGUACCCAUGAAUGCCAUGCAGAGGCCUGUGAGGCCAGGCAUGGGCUGGACUGAAGACUUGCCCCCUAUGGGGGGACCCAGCAAUUUUGCCCAGAAUGCUGUGCCCUACCCAGGUGGGCAGGGUGAGGCGGAGCGAUUCAUGACCCCUCGGGUUAGGGAGGAGCUGCUACGGCACCAGUUGCUGGAAAAGCGGUCAAUGGGCAUGCARCGGCCCCUGGGUAUGGCCAGCAGCGGCAUGGGGCAGAGCAUGGAGAUGGAGCGGAUGAUGCAAGCACACCGACAGAUGGAUCCUUCCAUGUUUCCUGGGCAGAUGUCUGGUGGUGAAGGCCUGGCAGGAACACCUAUGGGCAUGGAGUUUGGUGGAGGUCGUGGCCUCCUGAGCCCACCCAUGGGGCAGACUGGGCUGAGGGAGGUGGACCCACCCAUGGGGCCAGGCAACCUCAACAUGAACAUGAACGUGAACAUGAACAUGAAYAUGAACCUGAACGUGCAGAUGACCCCGCAGCAACAAAUGCUGAUGUCGCAGAAGAUGCGGGGUCCUGGGGACAUGAUGGGGCCUCAGGGCCUCAGUCCUGAGGAGAUGGCCCGGGUUCGGGCUCAGAAUAGCAGUGGCAUGAUGGGCGGUCCACAGAAGAUGCUAAUGCCUUCACAGUUUCCCAACCAGGGCCAGCAGGGAUUCUCUGGGGGCCAGGCACCUUACCAAGCCAUGCCCCAGGACUUGGGCAACACCCAAGACAUGUUUAGCCCUGACCAGAGCUCAAUGCCCAUGGGCACUGUGGGUACCACUCGGCUCAGCCACAUGCCUCUGCCCCCUGCAUCCAAUCCUCCUCCUGGGUCUGUGCAUUCAGCCCCCAGUCGGGGACUGGGCAGACGGCCCUCAGACCUCACCAUCAGUAUUAAUCAGAUGGGCUCGCCGGGCAUGGGGCACCUAAAGUCACCCACCCUUAGCCAGGUGCACUCACCCCUGGUCACUUCACCCUCCGCCAACCUCAAGUCACCCCAGACUCCCUCGCAGAUGGUGCCCUUGCCUUCCGCCAACCCUCCAGGACCUCUCAAAUCGCCCCAGGUCCUCAGCUCCUCCCUCAAUGUCCGUUCACCCACCGGCUCACCAAGCAGGCUCAAGUCUCCCUCCAUGGCGGUGCCUUCUCCAGGCUGGGUGGCUUCGCCCAAGACRGCCAUGCCCAGCCCCGGGGUCUCCCAGAAUAAGCAGCCGCCUCUCAACAUGAACUCUUCUUCCACCCUGGGCAACAUGGAACAGGGUGCCCUCCCGCCUAGCGGCCCUCGGAGCAGCUCCUCAGCGCCUCCUGCCAAUCCUCCCAGCGGCCUCAUGAACCCCAGCCUACCAUUCACUUCCUCCCCAGAUCCCACACCUUCCCAGAACCCCCUGUCACUGAUGAUGUCCCAGAUGUCCAAGUACGCCAUGCCCAGCUCCACCCCGCUCUACCACAAUGCUAUCAAGACCAUCGCCACCUCAGACGACGAGCUGCUGCCUGACCGGCCCCUGCUACCCCCUCCUCCACCAUCCCAGGGCUCCGGGCCAGGUAUCAGCAACAACCAGCCCAACCAGAUGCACCUGAACUCCGCUGCUGCCCAGAGCCCCAUGGGCAUGAACCUGGCAGGCCAGCAGCCCCUGUCCCAUGAGCCCCCACCUACCAUGUUGCCCUCUCCCACCCCUCUGGGCUCCAACAUUCCACUGCACCCCAAUGCACAGGGGACAGGAGGGCCUCCCCAAAACUCAAUGAUGAUGGCUCCAGGGGGCCCAGACUCCCUGAGUGCCCCCUGUGGCCCUGUGCCCAGCUCCUCCCAAAUGAUGCCCUUCCCCCCUCGGCUGCAGCAGCCCCAUGGUGCCAUGGCCCCUGCUGGGGGUGGGGGCGGGGGACCUGGCCUGCAGCAGCACUACCCUUCAGGCAUGCCCCUGCCUCCGGAGGACCUGCCCACCCAGCCGCCGGGCCCCAUGCCCCCCCAACAGCAUCUAAUGGGCAAAGGCAUGGCUGGGCGCAUGGGAGACGCAUACCCACCAGGGGUGCUCCCUGGGGUGGCAUCAGUGCUGAACGACCCUGAGCUGAGCGAGGUGAUCCGGCCCACCCCGACGGGGAUCCCUGAGUUCGACUUGUCAAGGAUCAUCCCCUCUGAGAAGCCAAGCAGCACCCUCCAGUACUUCCCCAAGAGUGAGAACCAGCCCCCCAAGGCCCAGCCCCCCAAUCUGCAUCUCAUGAACCUGCAGAACAUGAUGGCGGAACAGACCCCGUCUCGGCCCCCCAACCUCCCGGGCCAGCAGGGCGUCCAACGGGGGCUCAACAUGUCCAUGUGCCACCCUGGACAGAUGUCCUUGCUGGGAAGGACAGGUGUGCCCCCACAGCAGGGCAUGGUGCCCCACGGCCUGCACCAGGGGGUCAUGUCCCCACCACAAGGCCUCAUGACCCAGCAGAAUUUCAUGCUGAUGAAGCAACGGGGUGUGGGRGGCGAGGUCUACAGCCAGCCCCCCCAUAUGCUCUCCCCACAGGGCUCCCUCAUGGGCCCCCCUCCCCAGCAGAACCUCAUGGUGUCCCACCCCCUGCGGCAGCGCAGUGUGUCUCUGGACAGCCAGAUGGGCUACCUCCCAGCGCCGGGCAGCAUGGCCAACCUGCCCUUCUAGUCAUCCCCUUGGGGGCUGAAGCUGGGCAAUAUUGCAAAUAUGCUAACCUUAAAAAAGUUUCUUCCCUCCAGUGUUGGGAUGGCCUGGGUCCAGGGUUGGGGUGGAGGGGUGGGAAGGGGCUUGUGUGGGGAGUGGCAUUUGUGGAAACCAGAUGUGCUGGCAGCUUAGGGGGAAGUGGCAGAGUGGGGUGGGGGAUUUGGGGUUGGGGUUUGUUCAGUUUCUGCCUCCAGGACUGCCCCUCCCUUCCCUCCCGAUUCCUAUGGAACCUCUAUUUUCCCUCUUUCUCUGCACCACCCCCACUUUCAACUACGCUUUGGGUCCUUGGGGGAGAGGUGAAGGAGAGGAAGGGUCUCCCCUUUUUGUGCCGCUUUCUCAUUGCCCAAGCUCCACUUCUCUCCUCUUGGUUUCUCUGCUCCUCCCRGUUUUCCUUCUGUCUUUUCCUGCCUCAUUUCCUUUCCCUGCUGACGUGGCUGACCCCUUCUCCCAACCCCCUCUGCAGGCGGCUGGCCAGGUGGGCAGGUGCCAGCCGGAGCUGUAAAUAGAGCGCUGCGCUUUUGUGCUGGUUUGUGCGUGUGCUGUAUUUCUGUGUUUUGAUAGAAGUCACACAAAAAAAGAAACAAAGGAUAAAAGAAACCCUUUCCCCUUCUUCAGAUGAUUGCCCCCUCCAUUCCCCUGGACCCAGGGACAUGCAGUCCUACACACCCACCCCUCCGUUUGUAGUGUCUCUGGGUCCAUAAAGGAUACCAUUUCUGUCCCCUCUCCAAAUAAUAAGACAACAAGAUGCCCACACCUAAACUGAGGUCACACCACCGAGGCUUCCACCUGGUGAGUCCUAGCAGGGCUGAGACCCCAGGGUGGCAGCCUGUCCGCUGCUGAGUCAUUCAGGGAGAAACGUGUGCACGUGUUUUCCCACACCAGUGACAUGGCCCCGGCUUCCUGCUGUGGAGGUCUGGGUGCCCCUGCUGCUACAUCUUAGCCAGAACUUGAAGUCCUUUAUCCCCAGUCUGGGAUGAAGAAAAGGAAGAAGGGGCAGUAUCUGGUGGCCCCCUUGAGUGGAGCCACGGAUGAGGUGGUAUGAUGCCACUGGAACCCAUGGCUGCAGUAGCCCUGGGCUAGGUAACCCAGGGUGGGGGGGCCCUGACUCUUCCAGAGGCCGCCACCUACUUCUUACCAAAGAAGGAAGGAACAGGGUUUGGCUGAGUCAGUCUGCUCCCCUCCAGCCUCCACCCCCUGAGGAUGGAAUGGGGGAAGUAUUGGAGGGGGCUGGGGAGCAUCCUGCCGCCUUGACUCUGCCUGCCCACUUGUUGGCAAGGUUCCUCUGCCCAGGCGCAGCCACUGCCUCCCAACCCCCUCUGCUCUUUCCCAGAAGAGCUCCUUGCCCGCCACUGGUCAGAGCUGAAGCCAUACAUGACUGGGUGUUUAGCCCCCCUUGGUCCCAGGAGUAAAAAACUUCUCCUUUUCUCACUUCCUUUCCUGCCUUGUGAGGUGGCAGGGCAGUUCCCUGGCUGAGGCCAUUUAUGCCCUGCCUCCAGGGCCAAGGGUCAUUCUAGACAGGGUGACUUCUACCAGGUCCUGGUCCUUAGCCUUCCUGACCUGCAGGCCUGGCCUUGCCUUGGCAGCUGUAACACAAAGGGAAUUCACGCCCACUUCUCCCAGUCUGGUGCUGUCCUCUAGGUCCACCAUCAGCCAGGUCAAGCGCCGCUUCCUUCUCUGGGGCUGGCUGCAGGCUCCUGACUCCCUUAACACYUCCCAGGGGCCGUGGCCAGGCCCUCUGCAUUGGGUAGGGGGGCACCUGUCCUCCAUCUGCCCACCCUCCCUCCACCUGGGCCCUAUGCCCUGGAGCCCCCACCCCUGUCCCAAGACUGCCCAAAACUAUCCUCCUUUAAGUGUUUCCUGCUCUGAGGAGAGGGCUCGGACCACAAAGGGCCCAGGGCCUUCCAGGUCCCCCUCUUCUCUCACCUCCRCCACUAGCUUCCUAAGGUGAACUCCACAGGUCAGCCUUCUUCCCUCCAUCCAUGGCCAUACCCCCAGCCAUUUUGUACCAUUAUAUAAAUAUAUAUAUAUAAAUAUAAAUAUAUAAAUACAAUAUGUGAAGACAUCUUCUUGGUUUUUAUUUUGAAACAAUUUUUAGGCUUGUUCUGGGGGUCUCUGUGCUGCCUGUACUGUAUUGACCUGUUU
Molecule: messenger RNA, 7340 nt
Organism: Urocitellus parryii (Arctic ground squirrel)
Lineage: Eukaryota; Metazoa; Chordata; Mammalia; Rodentia; Sciuridae
Gene: Bcl9l
Product: BCL9 like
Biological process (GO): positive regulation of transcription by RNA polymerase II; canonical Wnt signaling pathway; negative regulation of transforming growth factor beta receptor signaling pathway
Cellular component (GO): beta-catenin-TCF complex
Molecular function (GO): beta-catenin binding; transcription coactivator activity
Source: RefSeq, a predicted model, not a curated record